UACUGUUUUUGACCUGCUCUCUAGCGACUGUUAUCAGGGCUUUGGCUGGCGGGCUGGAAUGCAGGCUCCGGCUCACUGAAGCAUGUACAGGCAGGUCUGCACUGCAAAGUCUGCUCUUCUAUGCCCUGAAAGGAAAGUAGUCUGACAAAUGGAUUAUAAUGCACUUAGUUUGAGUCUUAGUUUGCUGUAGGAUGGUUAGGGACACACUUGGCUAAAGGACUACCAAUAAGAUAUGGUUACAUUGCAUUUCUGGACCGCUGGUGAAAGGAUGCUCAAAUAUUAGGGGGAGUAACAAAUAACACAGAAGACAUGGACCGUGUGAAUAGAAACAUGGCCGAUCAUGGCCGACAAACGCAUCAGGUGCUGCAGAGCACUCCACUGGACCUGAUAGAGACAGGGAAGGGGCUUAAGCUUCAAGCAGAACGCCCCCAUCUGGUCAGUCUUGGGAGCGGCCGUCUCAGCACAGCCAUCACACUGUUGCCCCUACCUGAGGGGAAGACUACCCUGGGUUAUAGAGCCAUGGACAUCAACAUCCAGGGCCCUGGAGUUGCAGCCCAGCACUGUUUCAUUGAGAACAAGGCUGGAAUAAUCACCUUACACCCCUGUGGAAAUCAGUGUACUGUGGACGGACUUCCAGUCACUAAGCCUGUACGCCUGUCUCAAGGUUGUAUGCUGUGUUUUGGUCAGUCGUCCUUCUUCCGCUUCAACCACCCUGAGGAGGCAUUCAGAAUGAAGAGCAUGAGGCCAGAAGGACAGCACAGAUCUAGCACCAGAAGAGACUCAGAGAGCCUGGUCAAUGGGAACCACCAGUCAGGAGGACUGGCGUCUCACCCAUCCCGACACGAGAGAGUGCGCCCUGAGCACAGUGCUAUUGUCAGUUCCAUUGAAAAGGACCUUCAGGACAUUAUGGACUCCUUAGUCAUGGAUGAUCCCCUGCCAUCUUCUGCCUCCUGUGAGCCCAACAAGCCUUCCAGUCCCCCUGCUGCUCAGUCCCCGCUGUCCCCCAUGUUAAAUGGAGGUGGCCGUUAUCUUCUCUCACCCCCCACGAGCCCUGGUGCUAUGUCAGUGGGCUCCAGUUAUGAAAAUACCUCUCCACCCUUUUCCCCUCUAUCCUCACCCUCAGCUGCAAGUACUGGGAGCUUUAACAGCCCCUCACCGAGUGGUUGCCAGGACCAGAUUCUUUCUCUUCCUCCAGUACCAGUCAGGUCCUCGAGUUACAAUUACACGAGUCAGCCACCCAUACCUCAGCCUCGGACUAUGCUGCCUAACCCGAAGGUGCCUGAGAGUCCCCGGCUCCAGAGAAAGGCUCUACUGGAAGCUCCACCAAGCCCUAAACCAGCCCGCAGGGGACUGAGUCAGAAUAGCCCUGUGGGGAAGUCUCCGGACAGCUCUCGACUGCCCCCCAUGUUGCCUUCAGUCUCAGUAUCUUCAGUAUCUAGUGAUGCAUCAUCUGUCAGGCUAGCAGUACCAACCAGCCCCAAACUGACUCCCAAAUUCACCACCACAUCCUCCUCAUCCCCUCCUUGUAGUCCCAGGGUGAAAAUGACUAGCAUUCUACAGGAUCGUCCAUCCAGUCCGUUUCAUGAUCAGUCACAGCCAGAUCACUCACUCGCUUCAAGUCCCUCCCAGCUUCUCUCUCCUCCUCCUCGGGCAUUCCAGCCCCCAUUGGACCCAAUUGUCCACAUAAUCCAGGGUGGACAGCCACAGCAACACUCACUUCAACCUCCGGAGAGUCCACGGCUGGCCCGCAGGAAUCUGGAGGCUGGCUGUGGCAACAACGUGAGGGAUCUGCCCCCUCUCAGCCCCUCCCUGGCACGUAGAGGAGUACCAGUACUCCCAGGGGUGCUUCCAGGAACCCUCUCAACCUGGUCCUCAGAGAGCCCAACUGCCAAGAUAGUGUCAGAGAGUCCCAGACACAGACGCAAGGCUUCCUCCCCAUCUCAGGAGCUAUACAGUCCCCGGCUGGUGCGUGCCCGGAGCCCCUCGCCCACGUCUGGGCUGACGGACGGUGGUGGACGCAAAGGGAGCUUUGGGAACAAUCUAUCUCCUGCCUUCAGCCUGGGAUCCCUGCCUGGGUCCUCACCUUUAGCUAGUCCCAGGAACCACAGGAAGAUGUCAGCAGGGCACAGGGACUUGCGGAUCGGCCACCCUGGCAUGAGGGAGCGCAAGAACAGCAUUACAGAGAUCAGUGACAACGAAGACGAGUUACUAGAAUACCACCGGCGCCAGCGUGAGGAGCGCCUCAGGGAGCAGGAGAUGGAAAGGCUGGAACGGCAGCGACUAGAGACCAUCAUGAACCUCUGUGCUGAGUACAAUAAGAACGAUGAGCCGAGCUUGCUGGGUGUCUCCAGGCCCACUGUGACGCAGAGGCAGCGGGAGAGUGACGAGGAGAAUCUGAGAGAGGAGUGUAGCAGCACGGAGAGCACACACCAGGACAUCAGGACACCAUACAACCUACAAAAUGGAGACAACAUGCAGCUGGAGGAGAUGUCAGGAAGCGGGACUAGGCUGGAACUGAGUUAUUUGGAGGAGGAACGGGUGCGAGUGCUGGCGAGGGUUGAUGAGCUGAAUGCUCGGCUCACGGAGCUGGAACAGCAGCUACAGGAGAACAAACAGGAGGCGGAGAUGGAAAGGGCCUUGCUACAGGGUGAGAGGCAGGCGGAGCUGAGCCAGAUCGAGACUGAGACUGACAUCAUCACCCAGCUGCAGCACAAAGUCAGCGAACUGGAGAGUGCCAUCCAGAGGGAAAAGGACAAGGAGAAGGCCAAUGUUGACAGCCAGCGGGAAGCCCUGGAAAGGCUUCAGGACGGCUACAAUGAGCUGAAGAACCAGCUGCAUAACUGCCCCGAGUCUCUAAGGGAGCAGUUGCAGGAGCAACUCAAAAGGGAAGCAGAAACCCUGGAGGCUGAGACAAAGCAGUUUGAGGACCUGGAAUUCCAGCAGCUCGAGAAGGAGAGCAGUCUGGAGGAGGAACGUGAGAUUAUUUCCCAGCAGCUCCUGCAGGAGAAAGCACAGUAUCAAAGCAGUUUGACCAAGAGAAAGGAAAAGGUUACAGCUCUGGAGAAGCAGGCCAAUCAGCUGGGCCUGCAGGCUGCACAGGAGUGUGAAAAGGUGGCUAAGGACAGGAGUGUCACCCUGCAGCUACUUCAGAAGGAGAAGGAGAGGCUGGCUGGUCUGGAGAAGAGAUACUUUAGCUUAACUGGAGGCAGGACUUUUCCUAAAGGCUCCAGCACAUUAAAAGAGGGGCGACGGAUGGCAGAAGUCUAUAGGAUGUAUGUGAGCGAUACCCAGCUGACCAACUCUGCUUCGCAUGACCCCUCACUUAUACUUGACCCAGCUGUAGCUGCCCCCUGCGAGGACUAUGUUACUGUGGGCCAAUUAAACCAGAUCUAUGGGAUGCCGAAGGUGGAUUCCUCCCCCACCUCUCCUGCCCAAUUGCGUCAGCCCACCCUCACUGAGCCUGCCUUUUCCUGUCUUCCUUCCCCCCAUGGCUCCUCUCUUUCUCUCUGUUUUGAGGUGUACCGCUCCAGACUAGACAGUGAUGCCAGUCAAUCCUCACAGAAGCCAAAAGUGAGUGCUGGACUUUCCCCUACUUACACCACUGCAACACUUGGCCGCAACACUUCCUCAAGGAAUCCCAUCAUGAUGGCCAACAGCACUGGCAGUCUCCCCCGCAACCUCGCAGCCACUUUACAGGACAUUGAGAUAAAGAGACAGCUGGCACUGCAACAGAAAGACUGCUUGCCAUCAUCGCCUGAGUUCUCCACCAUGGACAGUCCCACAGGUCAGCAGGUGAUCGAGGAGCAGCGGCGACGUCUGGCCGAGCUGAAGCAGAAGGCUGCAGCCGAGGCUCAGUGCCAGUGGGAGGCGCUACAUGGCUCCCACACACAGCUCAGCAGCUCUCCAGCUCCUCCGCUGGUCCAUCACUCCAUCCUGCACCACACAGCACCCUCUGCUGGUGAGGACAACUACGACACGCUCAGCCUGGAGAGCUCAGACAGCAUUGACACCAGCGUUUCCACCAGCUACAACUCCGCCUGCUCGCCGGAUAACAUGUCCAGUGCAAGUGGGAUGGAUGUGCUGAAAAUCGAAGAGAUGGAGAAGCUGCUGAAGGAGGCUCAUCUGGAGAAGGCCAGACUCCUCGAGUCCAAGGAGCGAGAGAGCCAGGCACGUAAACAGCUGCUGGAGGAGGAGAGGAAGAGGAGAGAGGAGGCUGAGAAGAGGCUGCAGGAGGAGACGGUGCACCGGCAGCAGCUGAUUGAGAAGGAGGUGAAGAUGAGAGCAAAGAACUUCUCUCAGGCUCGACCCAUGACCCGCUACCUGCCCAUCCGCAAAGAGGAGUUUGACCUGCGCUCACAUGUCGAGUCAUCGGGUCACAACGUGGAGAACUGCUACCACAUCAUCCUCACAGAAAAGAUGUGUAAGGGCUACCUGGUCAAGAUGGGUGGAAAGAUUAAAUCGUGGAAGAAGCGCUGGUUCGUCUUCGAUCGCCUUAAACGCACAUUCUCCUACUAUUCCGACAAGCAUGAGACCAAGCUGAAAGGAGUUAUCUAUUUCCAGGCCAUUGAGGAAGUUUACUACGACCAUUUACGCAGCGCCACAAAGAGCCCCAACCCCUCCCUGACCUUCUGUGUAAAGACCCAUGACAGACUGUACUACAUGGUGGCUCCGUCUGCAGAGGCCAUGAGGAUCUGGAUGGACGUGAUCGUAACAGGAGCAGAGGGCUACACGCAGUUCAUGAACUAAAGUCAUCAGAGGAGGUAAAGAAAGGUCAAAUGGUUGCACCAGGGGAAACUUCAAGUGACUCAUCUUCCUGUUUACCGGCUCUAUUGAUUCCUACGAGGAGGAAAGCCUUUUUAUUUUUAUUUUGUAUUUCUUUCUUUUGAAUAUAAGUUGUAUAUUCAGCUCGGAUGUACAGUUGUCAGACAGUCGUCAAAGGUUUUCUACACCUUCCUGGAUUUCAAAAGUGAUUCCUACAAGAUUUAAAAAACAGAGGAACAGUUGAUUGUGUUAAAUCAUCUUUGCUUUUAGGUCAACAGGGAUCUCUGUGACAUUUCAGAUUUUUUUUUUUAGUAUGCAAAAAUUUCUUUUUUUAAAUUUCUUUUUUUCUUUCAAACUGCUUAACAGAUGUAUGUAUUUGUGUUUUGUUUGUUUGUUUUUUUCUGUCUGUAGAACAUUUUCCACAUUUAGUAUGUGGUAUAGCCAAAUGACGUCAAGCCAUUCUGGACUGUUUUUUAUGUUUGUUUGUUUGUAUGGGUUUUUUUUUUUUUUAAUAUAAAUGAUUUGUCCUACACAUAAUGAGAGUGGUUAUGGAUAUGCAGAUCGUACAUGUAGAGAUGAUGUGAAAAGCAAACAUAUCAGACACCCAAUAUUACUAAAACAAGAAAGUCAAACACCGAAGCUCAUUAGCAGCUACUGUUCACCUGCAUCCCACUGUAUGUUUGUGUGUAACCAGCAAAACAUCACCUGUAUGUCAACACACACGUACGUGCUGUAUAAUAGUCUCUUUGCCAAGUCCUGACUUCAUCUUCAGCCUUCACUUCUUAAAGGAAGCAGCCAUUUUCAGUACACUGCCACCUGAAGGCUCUCGGUGGACGAACAUGAUUAAACAACAAAACAGAACAAAACUAACCAACUUAACCUUCAUAAUAAUAAUGCAAAUCAUUCAGUGCCUUGAUAUUUCUCCACAUUUCAUCACUGCAAUACUGUUGUGAGAAACCUGCAGGACCACAUAACGCCAGAAAUACAAUCACUGUUUACUUAAAAUGUAUUUUUAUUCUCAAGAGAUCUAUUAUUGUGACUAUUCAUAACAGUCAUUUGCACAAGGCUUGAUGGGAACGUGAUAAGUAAACACAAGUAAUUUAUCAGCUCAAACAAAAAAAAAAAAACAGAAAUGAGAGUCAAUGUUAUUAGCUUUUUGAGUUAAUAGAUGUUGAAGUUCUUCAUGGACAGAUUAUAAUAAUAAAUCUGACUUGGCUCAUGUUUGACUUGGUCCUCUGGACUGAACUAUGCUGUGAUUUUCAAGUGUGAUCAUCUGGAUCAAAGUGUUUAUAAAAUGUAGUUUAUGUAGGUUUUAUUUUGUGAGAGUUUUCCCUGAAAUUUCCUCUGCAUGCAUUUAAAAUGGCCAAAAUACUGACACCAGUUCUAUUGAUCCUGAUUGUUUUGCCAGUGUUUUCAUUUCAAUUCAGUAGAUUUUUUUUUUCUUUUUCUUUUUUUCACACGUCUGGAAAAAGAAUACGAGUAUGUUCACUGCAGUGUAUAUUUCUUUUCAGUGUUCUGUUGUGUGCACAUGGAGAACCAAAUUGUACUGGGAUGCGCCACAUGCAUACAAAUGUGCAUAAAUUCUCUUUAACCGUUAUUUUGUUACUAACACACACACACACACACACACACACACACAUGCUGACACUAUAUGAUAUGAUAAUGAUACGAUAUGAUGGUACUGUUCAUGUGGCACUUUAGAUGGAUUUCAUGGAAUUUUUCAGGUUUAUUAAAAAAAAAAAAAAAAACCCCAGAAACCAUUCCAUUCUCUUUUCUUAUUGGAACGACUAAAAUAAUUUUAUGCAGCACAGCUUUCAAAAACAACUUCAUGACGCAGGAGCCUGUCGAGUGAGAGCUGUAUGGGGCUGAGAAUGGCAGUAAUACAGCUGACAUCCACAGUUAUUUAAAAUAAAAUAUAACUGUAGUGACACCAUAAGAUAUUAACAUAGCAGUAAUGAGAGGCCACGUGAUUGAAUUUUCUUAAACAAAAUGUAGUUGUGUGUGAUCUGUGGAUCUGUAAGUCAGGUUCUUUCACUGUUCUUACUCCAGUGACGCGUUACUCGACAAAGUUGUCUUAAGUCAAACUUGUAUAUAAAAAUAUAUAUCACGUCGCUGAAGCUGAUUAAAACGACAGAUAAUAUCUCUUUAAAUGGUUUGUAGUAAAAGCUCAUUUAGAAACGUGAUGGCGUUUUGAAUAAACACAGUGUAGGAUGUAAUGUUUAACAGUUACAGAUAAAGCUAGGUAAUUAAAAGGGUUGGACAUUUCACUGUAAAAUAAGUCAAAUAAAAUGGAAAAUGUAAUUUGUGCUGUUUUGAUGAACUAUUUAAAUGAUUGCUUUUGGUUAUUGAUUCAGUUUCAAUCUUCUGUAAGUAUGAGAAGUAGACGAUCAUUGCCCAGAUGAACAAACAAACAAAACUAUUGGUGUGUUUUAUGUAUGAUAUAUAAAAGUGUAUUGGUUGGUAUUAUCAGUCUUCAAAAUGUGGUAGCUCCUAAACUCAGUAUCGCGGACUAAACUUUUUGUCCAUCAGGCCCUACUUUCUACUAGACAUAUAUUUGACAUGGACUCUACGACUUGAAAAUGCUUACUAAACUUUACAUGCUACAUAAUAAAACUUUACAUAAUGUGUGAAUUGAUA
Molecule: messenger RNA, 7398 nt
Organism: Ictalurus furcatus (blue catfish)
Lineage: Eukaryota; Metazoa; Chordata; Actinopteri; Siluriformes; Ictaluridae
Gene: phldb1b
Product: pleckstrin homology-like domain, family B, member 1b
Exons: 24
Coding region: 310-4746 (1478 amino acids)
Biological process (GO): regulation of microtubule cytoskeleton organization
Cellular component (GO): basal cortex
Molecular function (GO): protein binding
Source: RefSeq, a predicted model, not a curated record